Molecule: messenger RNA, 398 nt
Organism: Paramuricea clavata
Lineage: Eukaryota; Metazoa; Cnidaria; Anthozoa; Malacalcyonacea; Plexauridae
Source: the annotation of a GenBank genome assembly
AUGUUCAAGAAUCUUAUUAAUGACAAGUAAAAUUGUCUGCCAUUAUAAAAUACAGAUGAAGCUAGCAAGACUAAUAUGUGGUUUAAUAUUGAUUUAGGGGAACAUCAUCAAGCUCUAAAUAUGCAGCAUUCUGUGAAGCAUAUGGUCGCCUGCAUGAGCUUCGAGCCCUAUUGUCACCAGAUGUAAGCUUCAUUGCACUUACAGCAACUGCUACUCUUGAUACUAAGAAAUUUAUCUUGGAUACUUUGUGUAUGAAUAAUCCAGUAGAGGUACAAGAAAGUCCCAACAAGAAAAAUGUCAUGUAUUCUGUUACCUACAUCCAACAAUCGCAUAGAAUUGAUGAUACUUUUCAAUGGAUUGUUGAUGAAAUCAUUAACAUGGGAAGUUCCGCAGAAUGA